Macrosiphum euphorbiae (potato aphid) is the source of this 303-nucleotide messenger RNA. Lineage: Eukaryota; Metazoa; Arthropoda; Insecta; Hemiptera; Aphididae. The record is from the annotation of a GenBank genome assembly.
AUGACAGACAUUGACAAAUUAUUGAACAUCGACAACAUAAUUUCUAGACUCUUGGAAGGUAAGCCGCCGGUGGGCCAUGACAGAAACGCGGUUCCACCGUCCGCCUUUGAGUACCAAUUUCGGUCGGUCCCUGGGACCGAUGACUAUUAUUUUGUAACAAUUGUUGUAACUGUUCAACAGUGCGCGGUGCGAGACCUGGCAAGAACGUUCAGCUGUCCGAAGGUGAAAUUAGAGGCCUGUGCCUCAAGUCCAGGGAGAUCUUCCUAUCGCAACCCAUACUGUUGGAGCUCGAGACGCCGUUGA